AUGGCCUUUUCAAGCAAGGCAUCCAUCCAAGAUCCUCCAUUAAAGAUGACCAUCGCUCCGAAUGGCCAAUCGAGGCCACCACUCUCUAAAUCCUCUCCAGAAAUUAUCGAGAAAAUAGUAAAAAUUGUAUUGGAAGACGCCCAACUGGAGAAGAAGCAGCUAGCGUCAAUGGUUAGAGUAUAUGAAACGACCUUUUCAACCAUCGUACAUGAUAAUUUUGGGAUGACUAAGAUCAGUACAAGAUGGGUUCCGAGAAUGCUUAGGCCGCUCCAAAAACGCGAGCGCGUUGUUGGCUCUGUGGAGAGAAUACAGAAGAAGUUAUUACCCGGAUCCUUACUAGAGAUGAUACUUGGCGUCAAAACAGGAGUCGGUGCAGUGGCA
Iphiclides podalirius (scarce swallowtail) is the source of this 381-nucleotide messenger RNA. NCBI's taxonomy places the organism in Eukaryota, Metazoa, Arthropoda, Insecta, Lepidoptera, Papilionidae. The record is from the annotation of a GenBank genome assembly.